Messenger RNA from Panthera uncia (snow leopard), 6888 nucleotides. It is a transcript of the gene ARHGAP29, whose product is annotated as Rho GTPase activating protein 29. Gene Ontology annotation, molecular function: GTPase activator activity. Gene Ontology annotation, biological process: signal transduction; activation of GTPase activity. The transcript is spliced from 23 exons. The record is from RefSeq and is a predicted model, not a curated record. The coding region runs from base 2250 to 6062 and encodes 1270 amino acids. Lineage: Eukaryota; Metazoa; Chordata; Mammalia; Carnivora; Felidae. Gene Ontology annotation, cellular component: cytoplasm.
CGGCGCUCGCUCCGGCCGCGGCGGCCAGGGCUCCGGGCUGGGGUCGUCGUCGGUGCUGCCGGCCAGUUGCGGUCCAGGGUGUGAGCGGCCCACGCGGCGGCCCCCGAGCUGAGGCGGCUGAGGGCUGCGCGGGAGGCCGGGCGCGUGUCCUCCGCGCUCCUGUCCUCCGGGAGGGGUCCGACGGGGCGAGCGGGGCGCGGCGGGAGCGGUAGCCCAGAGCAGAUGACGAUUAAAAUUAAAGCAGGCACAUAGCACGUCCCACCGUGCACGUACUGUUAAGAAUGCUCCACAUUUUAACUUCUUUAAGCUCUGCGACAGCUCCAUGAUUGUUUUAACUCAUUUUUUACGCGGAGAAAAUGAGGUUAACCUGCCGGAGCAUACAGGCUAGUAAUUGUCAGAGUGUAGGUUUAAAGUAUAUGCUUUUGAGCGCUAAAAGCCUGGUCUUGGCUCUGACCCGUCUCGCUCCCACCUGUCCUGACAGCAGUCCUCACUUCAGCUGGGUCCCAUUUCUCAGACAUUUCAGGAUUUCCGUGGUGCAUUGUUCUCGUCUCGGUCUUUUGGGCUGAGGAGGGCUCUGUCGUUCUAAGGCCUCAGUGUCAAUUGUUUUUCCCAAUUCCGUUGUUUCGGGCUUGACUGUUGUUUUAUUCUUGGUGGGUGAGCUCAGGAGCCCUAGCGACUGAUGAGCCUUGUGUCUCCAUGUUAAUCUUUUCCUACUCUCCUUCUCAAGAAGGAAUUGGCCUCACCUCAUUUGGGAGGGCAGAACUGUUAGCUGCUAAGGUCAGGAGCUGAGCACCCCUUCCCCUUUCUCCAGCUGUCUCUGUGAUGGCAUCUCUUGUCCGUCUCUAUCCAUGUCCGCUGCUCUUUUCGGUUGCUCCAUUUCCCCACUCUGUGUUUAAAUAUGGGGAUGGGGAGCAGGCUCUUUGGCAUUGAGUAGUUUUGGCUGGUCAAGAGAGAGCCAUGCCUGCCAGGAAUGCUAGACAUUCUGGAGGCGUGGGAGGUUGGGCAGCUUCCUCUUUUUUAAACGUGCUAGGUUCUAACUGCACAGGAAUGAAGUGUAUGUGCAUUGCAUGCCUUUCUUUAGAAAUUAGUUACUUGCAUAUUAUUGAUGAAACCUUUUGACAUGGCCGUAUGCUGUUUUUGUGGGGAGUACUUUACAAAAGUAUAAUCAAAGACCUCCAGAAUGAAUUUUUCUGAUUUUUUAAAAGCGUCUUUAAGUAGAUUCUUACCAAAUCAGAAAUUGUGCUGAAAUGGCAGAUUUCUGAAAUAUCUGGCAAUUUUUCCUGAUGUAGGAAUAGUAAAAUGGGAGCUAUUAAGUAGAUAUUUGGGGGCAGUUUUAUACUUGUGUUAAACAGCCCAGUGCCUAAAAUGAAAACACUUCUGUAAUGAUGUGUUCUUGGGAGGAUGUACAUGGGGCACAGGACAUUUGAUUAAUAGAGGCUACUCAAGUCUUGGGAAAGUCACAUUCCAGGGUACUGGGAAGUUAAUGUUCACAUUUCUAAUGCAUAUAUUACUUAGAAUUUACAACAUACAGAGAAAGUAGUUUUGCAUAGUAAUAUUUUGUUUGCUACAAAGUUCUUUGCUAAGUGAUUAAAACACGUUGUAAAUGUUGAUGGUUUGAAGUUGGAAGAGAUGCAUGAGAAUUAGAGUUUCACAAAUAUCUUGCUCAACAGUCUGUUUGCAUAGUUCAAACUUCACUUGGAAGCCAUUUAGUAGGUUUCCACGAAGUCAGUUAAGUGUCUGGAAGUGUUUCCAGUGCUAUAUUUCUUGCUCACAAUCUACAGAUAUAUUGUGGUAAAGCCCACAUUUUGUUCAUUACUUAAGUAUGUUAAAAAAAAAAAACACCCCACAAUCUCCCACAAUAAAGCACAGCUAGUCAUAAUGGCUAACAGUUUUUGAGUCUUCAUGAUGAACCAGGCACAGCAUUAAGUGUUUUUUAUAUUAUUACCUCAUUUAAUUAAAUUGUCUCUUGCAGUAUGUUAUGUUAGUAACUACAUUUUAUGUUACCACCAACUAGAGGGUAUUCAUUUUGGGACAUAGGAAAGUAGUAUGAUCUCGGAAAGUGGAUAUCCUCCAAAUGUUUUCACUGUCAUAGUUCAAUUUUAUAAAAACUUGGAUAAACUUUGUUCAUCUUUCCUUUUUUUUUCAGUUUGAAGUAUGAAAAAUAGUAAAGUAUAUAUAAGAAAGUUAGUACAUUACUCACUAUAAUGCUGAAUAGAGGAUUUCAGUUUUUCUGACUGUUCUGUGAAAGGAUGAUUGCUCACAAACAGAAAAAGACAAAGAAAAAACGUGUUUUGUCAUCAGGCCAACUCUCUACCGAUGUUACAGCUCCUGAAAUGGGGCUCAAGUCCAUAAGUUCCAAUUCCAUUUUUGAUCCGGAUUACAUCAAGGAGUUGGUGAAUGAUAUCAGGAAGUUCUCGCAUAUGUUACUAUAUUUGAAAGAAGCUAUUCUUUCAGAUUGCUUUAAAGAAGUCAUUCAUAUACGUCUGGAUGAACUCCUCCGUGUUUUAAAAUCUGUAAUGAAUAAACAUCAGAACCUCAAUUCUGUUGAUCUUCAAAAUGCUGCAGAAAUGCUUACUGCAAAAGUAAAAGCUGUGAACUUCACAGAAGUUAAUGAAGAAAAUAAAAACGAUCUCUUCAAAGAAGUAUUUUCUUCCAUUGAAACCUUGGCCUUUACCUUUGGGAAUAUCCUGACAAACUUCCUUAUGGGAGAUGUAGGCAAUGAUUCGUUAUUGCGGCUGCCUGUUUCUCGGGAAAGUAAGUCUUUUGAAAAUGUUUCUGUGGAAUCGGUGGACUCAUCUAAUGAAAAAGGAAAUUUUUCUCCCAUAGAGCUAGACAGCGUGCUAUUAAAGAACACUGAUUCUGUAGAAUUGGCUUUGUCUUAUGCUAAAACGUGGUCAAAAUAUACCAAGAACAUAGUUUCGUGGGUUGAGAAGAAGCUUAACUUGGAAUUGGAGUCCACUAGAAAUAUUGUCAAGUUGGCAGAGGCAACUAGAAGUAACAUUGGAAUGCAGGAGUUUAUGCCAUUGCAGUCUCUAUUUACCAGUGCUCUUCUUAGUGAUAUCAAAAACAGUCAUCUUUUGCAACAAACAAUCGCAGCACUCCAAGCCAACAAAUUUGUGCAGCCUCUACUUGGGAGGAAAAAUGAAAUGGAAAAACAAAGGAAAGAAAUAAAAGAACUUUGGAAACAGGAACAAAAUAAAAUGCUUGAAACAGAGACUGCUCUUAAAAAGGCAAAACUGUUAUGCAUGCAACGUCAGGAUGAGUACGAAAAAGCAAAAUCUUCCAUGUUUCGUGCAGAAGAGGAGCAUCUGUGCUCAACUGGUGGAGUAGUCAAAAAUCUCAACAAGCAGCUAGAAAAAAAGCGAAGGUUGGAAGAGGAGGCUCUUCAAAAAGUAGAAGAAGCAAAUGAACUCUACAAAGUUUGUGUGACAAAUGUUGAAGAGAGACGAAACGAUCUAGAAAAUACCAAAAGAGAAAUUUUAACACAACUCCAGAAACUUGUUUUUCAGUGUGAUCUUACCCUUAAAGCUGUAACAGUUAACCUCUUCCAGAUGCAACACCUACAGGCAGCCUCCCUUGCAAGCAAUUUACAGUCUCUCUGUGAUAGCGCCAAACUCUAUGACCCAGGCCAGGAGUACAGUGAGUUUGUCAAGGCCACAAAUUCAACUGAAGAAGAAAAAGUUGAUGGGAAUGUAAAUAAGCAGUUAACAAAUAGUCCUCACACUUCUGGAUAUGGACCCAGCGACUCGUUAGAAGAUGUAGUGCGCCUUGCUGACCCCUCUAGUAAGAUUGAAGAGGACAGAUGCUCCAAUAGUGCUGAUGUAACAGGUCCCUCUUUUAUAAGGUCAUGGACAUUUGGGAUGUUUAGUGACUCUGAGAGCACUGGUGGAAGCAGUGAAUCUAGAUCUCUGGAUUCUGAAUCUAUAAGUCCAGGAGACUUUCAUCGAAAACUUCCACGAACUCCAUCCAGUGGAACCAUGUCUUCUGCCGAUGAUUUAGAUGAGAGAGAGCCACCUUCCCCUUCAGAAGCUGGACCCAACUCCCUUGGAACAUUUAAGAAAACAUUGAUGUCAAAGGCAGCUCUCACUCAUAAGUUUCGAAAAUUAAGGUCCCCCACAAAAUGUAGGGAUUGUGAAGGCAUUGUAGUAUUCCAAGGUGUUGAAUGUGAAGAGUGUCUCCUUGUUUGUCACCGAAAGUGUUUGGAAAAUUUAGUCAUCAUUUGUGGUCAUCAGAAACUUCCAGGGAAAAUACACUUAUUUGGAGCAGAAUUCACACAAGUUGCAAAAAAGGAAUCAGAUGGCAUCCCAUUUAUACUCAAAAUAUGUGCUUCAGAGAUUGAACAUAGAGCCUUGUGUCUACAGGGAAUUUAUCGUGUAUGUGGAAACAAAAUAAAAACUGAAAAACUGUGUCAAGCCUUGGAAAAUGGAAUGCACUUGGUAGACAUUUCAGAAUUUAGUUCACAUGACAUCUGUGACGUCUUGAAAUUAUACCUUCGACAGCUCCCAGAACCAUUCAUUUUAUUCAGAUUGUACAAAGAAUUUAUAGACCUUGCAAAAGAGAUCCAACAUGUAAAUGAAGAACAGGAGUCAAAAAAGGAUAACCCCGAGGACAAAAAAUGGCCGAGUAUAUGUAUAGAAAUAAACCGAAUUCUUAUAAAAAGCAAGGACCUCCUAAGACAACUGCCAGUGUCAAAUUUUAACAGUCUUCAUUACCUCAUAGUUCAUCUUAAGCGAGUCGUGGAUCAUGCAGAAGAAAACAAAAUGAACUCCAAAAAUUUGGGGGUGAUAUUUGGCCCAAGUCUCAUUAGGCCAAGGCCCACAACAGCACCUGUCACCAUCUCCUCUCUUGCUGAAUACUCAAAUCAAGCACGGUUGGUAGAGUUCCUCAUUACUUACUCACAGAAGAUCUUCGAUGGGUCCCUGCAGCCACAAGAUGUAGUUGUGUGUAGUAUAGGUGGUGUUGCAUCUCAAGUUGAUCAAGGCUGUCUUCCAAAGCCUCUAUUGUCACCAGAAGAAAGAGACCCAGAACAUUCUACGAAGUCACUGUUUUUCUCUUCAAAGGAAGAUAUGCAUACUGUGGGUAGUGAAACCAAAAGUUUUGAGCCAGCUACAUCAUUUGAGGAAUCAGAACGAAAGCAAAACGCAUUAGAAAAAUGUGAUGCAUGUCUCACCGACAACAAAGUGGGUUUGCUUAUAGACCUAGAGCUUGAAUCAGCAUCACAGAAGAUGGAAGAUGUUUGUAAAACCUCCAAGCCACUUAAUCUGAAAUCAGAUAGGGAAGCAAACAGUGUUGAAAGGCAUGCUCCAAGGACCAAGAUGAGACCUGUAAGUUUGCCUGUAGAUAGACUACUUCUUCUGGCAAGCCCUCCUAAUGAGAGAAAUGGCAGAAAUAUGGGGACCGUAAAUUCCGACAAGUUUUGCAAGAAUCCUACCUUUGAAGGAGUUAGUAAGAAAGAUACUCCUUCUGUUGGUUGUUCCAAAUUGGAUGGCUCUGAGCAGUCAACUCUGCAAAGCCCUUGGGAGCAACAAUGGGAACAAAAUGGACUAACUGUAAAGACUGCAGUGACUGUGCCCAGUGCACUCCAGGACAGAGGACUGACAACAAGCCCCAGGAUCACUGGGGGCCACCCAGUCAGUGCCGCCCAGCCCAGUAAGCCAUACUCAGAACCAGUGAGGCCAGCAAGACAGGUGUCUGGGAGACGGUCCUCUGAUUCCUGUCCUCCUGCUCCUGUCCGAGCGCCCAGAACACUGCAGCCGCAGCAUUGGACAACGUUUUAUAAACCACGUGCUCCCAUGGGUGGUGUGAAAGGGGAUGAGGAGAAACCUGCAGCACCCUCCCCAGCACCGCCUCCCAGCACAACUCCCACCCCCCAGGGGCAUGCACUAAGAACAGUGCCAGACUCUGAAAACGCCCCAGCUGCCCCCACACAGCCCACCAGGAAGCCUAAAGAGAGCCCUGAGGAACGGGACUUGCCUGAUGUGCCGCCAGCGUGUCAGAGACCAAGGCUAAAACGAAUGCAACAAUUCGAAGACCUUGAAGAUGAAAUCCCACAGUUUGUGUAGGGUUGUCAGAAUUCAGCUUUUCUCUUUUUGUUGUUUUGUUUUGUGGUAUUAUGUUUUGUGAAAGAAACUUUUGACAGGGCCCCUUUUGUAUAGUAUUGCCAAAUCAUGGAUUUUGCUAUUUGUCGUCGUCCUUACAUUAUACUGUGUUGGUUAUGUUUAUUGAAUGGUAGAUUGUUUUGUUAGGGCCCCAUCUGUGCCUCACUGGAAUUAUAUGUAUUUUUAAAGUUGUGAAUAAAUAGGUGGACUCAUGUUUUUUAAAGUUCAGUUGAUUUUUCCCAUAAAAUGGUUCAUUUAAAUGCAUCCCUAAUAUAUGAUAUAGUUCUCAACUAACAGGUGCAAUUGGGGAAAAUCAGCUUUAUUUUUUGAAGUGAAACUAUGUUGCUUAUUUAUAAAAGAAAUAUUUCUGAAUGCAAGUGCCUGAAAGAUCUUUGUUUGGUAGGAUUGUUUUGUUCACACAAUUUUAUAGUGUGUCUUCGUCCAUUUGUAUGGUAUAUAUGUAACCUUUUAUUUUUCAGUUGGCAGUUCACUUUUUAAUAUUUACAUAAUGGCCAAAAGGCUUGCAAAUCUCUAUUUAAUUGCAUUUUGGUUAAUUGCCAGAUUUUCCAUGUGGUAGUCAAUUGAAUUGUACAAAGAAAGUGCACUUAAGCUUGUUUCUAAAUUACAUAGUUCAGCUCUGCCUUAUUUGGCUUUAGAUGGUUUUAAUACAUUUAAUAUUUUUUUUACCUCUUGGCUUUGUUCUGCAUAAACUUUUGUUCAACAGUUCUGAACCUUUUGGUAUUUUAUAUAAUGGUCCAAAAAUGUUUUAAAAUUCAAUGCAUUUCCUCUU